AUGGAUAGUAUGGAUACAUCUAAGCUGUGUAGAAGUUGUAUGAAGGAAGUGGCGUCGUGGGAGAGAGAAAACUUUGAUAUCCGAGCUGUAGAAAUGUUCUGUUUUUGCACCAAUAUGAAGAUCACAAAUGAUGAUAAACUACCAAGGCAGUUCUGUUACGACUGCAUCAUUAAAAUUGAAUCAUCAUUUACAUUCAUUACUGAAGCUCAGAAAGUUGAUGCUGUAUUAAAAAACAUUAUCUCCAGAACAAAUACUAGUGUAAUAGUGAAACAGGAGCCAAAAAGUAUAGAAUUGAGAUUGAAAUUACCAGAUUAUAAAGUUAGUGCAACCAUAGAUAAGGAACAGGUUAUAUUUGAUAAAGAUUUAAAAUCAGAAAUAGAUGACAUUAAUGUUGAAAUAAUUAAAAAUGAAGUUAAUAGUAGUAUUGAAGAAAGAGACAAACAGGAUAAGCACAAGGAAGGUGGGACAGAGAGAGUAUGUGUAGAAGAGAUCAAGAAGCAUAUUUGUCCUCUUUGCAGAAAACAGUUUACAUCUAAGUCAUGGUUUAAUAAACAUAUUGAAAAGGAGCAUAAUGGUCCUAAGCUUGUGUGUAAAAAUUGUCAGAAAUCAUUCUCAAAAAAAUGGGAACUAAUACAGCACUCAGCUUGCCACACCGAGGAACGCAAGUAUUCGUGUACUGAAUGCGGGAAAUGUUUCAAGCGACGCAAACAGUUGACGACACAUGCGCGUGCGCACAGCGACUUGCGACCUUUCGAAUGUGACAAGUGUGGGAUGAAGUUUAAAUUCAAAAGCGUGCUGAAGACACACGUGAGCUUGCACGAGGGCGAUAAACCGUUCCUGUGCUACUUCUGUGGAUGGAGUUUCGCCCGAGCGGGUAACCUCGAAGUUCACAUGCGGAAGCACACGGGUGACAAGCCUUACUCGUGCAACGAGUGCAACUUCCGGUCUUCAGUAGCAUCCAGUCUGAAACGUCACCAGCGGAUACACCGCCUGGCCAGGAUCUACGUCUGCAAGGACUGCAACAAAGGCUUUUACGACGCCAGCGGCCUGGCUCGACACGCACGCACGCACACUGGGGAGCUGCCGUUCCAGUGCCCCGGUUGUUCCCGCGCCUUCGCCGACAGCUGGAAGCGCAAGUCGCAUCUCAUGCGUGCACACCGUCUCGCUCUGCACGACAUACCGCGCAUGCAUAGGGACGGACGUACCAUACACUGA
Molecule: messenger RNA, 1215 nt
Organism: Arctia plantaginis
Lineage: Eukaryota; Metazoa; Arthropoda; Insecta; Lepidoptera; Erebidae
Source: the annotation of a GenBank genome assembly